This is a messenger RNA of Alligator mississippiensis (American alligator), 2852 nucleotides long. It is a transcript of the gene SF1, whose product is annotated as splicing factor 1. The record is from RefSeq and is a predicted model, not a curated record. Gene Ontology annotation, molecular function: zinc ion binding; mRNA binding. Gene Ontology annotation, cellular component: nucleus. Bases 23 to 2347 code for a protein of 774 amino acids. The transcript is spliced from 12 exons. NCBI's taxonomy places the organism in Eukaryota, Metazoa, Chordata, Crocodylia, Alligatoridae. Gene Ontology annotation, biological process: regulation of mRNA splicing, via spliceosome.
GGUUCGCGAAGCGGGCGCCUCAAUGGCGACCGGAGCCAACGCCACGCCGCUGGGCAAGCUCCACCCGCCGCCGCCACCGCCGCCCCCCCCGGGCAAGGCCGCCUACCCGCCCCCGCCGGGCCUGCUGCCCCCGCCGCCGCCUCCGCCGCCGCCCCCAGGACAGGCCGCGGCCGCAGGCCUCCGCGGCGCUGCUGGGCCCCAUGGCGGCCGCCGCCUUCCCCUUCGCCGCGCUGCCGCCCGCCGCCGCCACCCCCUCCGCCGCCGCCGCCGCCGCCUCAGCCGCAAGCCGCCGCCGCAGCAGCCACCGCCGCCGCCGCCGCCCCCCCAGCAGCAGCCGCCGGCGGCCGGGUCCCCCCCCCAGCCGCCGCCCCGGCCCCGGCGCCCUUCGGGCCCUUCCGCUACCCGUCGCCGCCGCUGCCGGGCCCCGAGCCCCCCGCGCCGGCCCAGGCCUCGCCUCAGCCACCGGGACAGGGACAGGCCCCGCCGCCGCCCCAGCAGCAGCCGCCGCCGCCGCCGCCCGGGGAAGCGGGGCGGCCGCGGGCGGGCAGGGCGAGCGGGGCCGCGGCGGCGGCCGGAGCAAAGAUUUCCCGAAGAAGCGGAAGAGGAGCAGAUGGAACCAGGACUCCCUGGAGCAGAAGACGGUCAUCCCGGGCAUGCCCACAGUCAUCCCUCCUGGCCUCACCCGGGAGCAGGAGCGAGCUUACAUAGGUCCCCUUCCCCCGAGCCCAUUUACAACAGCGAGGGGAAGCGGCUGAACACCCGCGAGUUCCGCACCCGCAAGAAGCUGGAGGAGGAGAGGCACAACCUCAUCACCGAGAUGGUGGCCCUCAACCCGGACUUCAAGCCCCCGGCUGACUACAAGCCUCCGGCAACCCGAGUGAGCGAUAAGGUGAUGAUUCCACAGGACGAGUACCCCGAAAUCAACUUUGUCGGGCUUCUGAUUGGGCCCAGAGGCAACACGCUGAAGAACAUUGAGAAGGAAUGCAACGCCAAGAUCAUGAUUCGCGGCAAGGGGUCCGUGAAGGAGGGCAAGGUGGGCCGCAAGGACGGCCAAAUGCUGCCCGGGGAGGACGAGCCCCUGCAUGCCCUGGUCACUGCCAACACCAUGGAGAAUGUGAAGAAAGCUGUGGAGCAGAUCCGGAAUAUCCUGAAGCAGGGAAUUGAGACACCCGAGGACCAGAACGACUUGCGGAAGAUGCAGCUGCGGGAGCUGGCCCGCCUCAAUGGGACCCUGCGAGAGGACGACAACAGGAUUCUGCGGCCGUGGCAGAGCGCCGAGACCCGUAGCAUCACCAACACCACCUUGUGCACCAAGUGCGGGGGAGCUGGGCACAUUGCCUCCGACUGCAAGUUCACCAGGCCUGGCGACCCGCAGUCGGCCCAGGACAAGGCGCGCAUGGACAAGGAGUACCUGUCUCUCAUGGCUGAGCUGGGUGAAGCGCCCGUGCCCACCUCUGUGGGCUCCUCCUCAGGACCCACCACCACCCCUCUGUCAAGCGGGCCCAGACCAGCAGGACCAGGAAGCAGUCAGCCACCACCAAGCCGCCCCCUGUGGAUGAACUCGGGCCCCUCGGAGAACCGGCCCUACCACGGGAUGCACGGGGGGCCUGGGGGGCCAGGCGGGCCCCACAACUUCCCACACCCCAUGCCUAGCCUGGGUGGGCACGGCGGGCACCCCAUGCAGCAUAACCCCAAUGGCCCUCCGCCCUGGAUGCAGCCACAUCACCCGCCCAUGAACCAGGGGCCACACCCUCCUGGCCACCCAGGCCCCCACCACAUGGAUCAAUACCUGGGGAGCUCCGCGGUGGGCUCCGGCGUCUACCGUCUGCACCAAGGCAAAGGUAUGAUGCCGCCGCCGAUGGGUAUGAUGCCCCCGCCGCCCCCUCCGCCCAGUGCUCAGCCGCCCCCUCCUCCCUCUGGGCCUCUCCCCCCCUGGCAGCAGCCGCAGCAGCCUCCACCGCCGCCUCCCAGCAGCAGUCUGGCGUCCAGUACUCCCUUGCCAUGGCAGCAAAAUACGACGACCACCACCACGAGCGCUGGCACCGGCUCCAUCCCGCCAUGGCAGCAGCAGGGGGCUGCGGCGGCGCCGGCUUCUACGGGGGCCCCCCCGAUGCAAGGCAACCCCUCCAUGGUGCCUUUGCCGCCCGGGGCCCAGCCCCCCCUGCCGCCCGGGGCCCCGCCGCCCCCGCCCCCGCCGCCUGGCUCCGGGGGCAUGAUGUACGCCCCGCCCCCACCUCCGCCCCCCAUGGACCCUUCUAACUUCGUCACGAUGAUGGGCAUGGGGGUGCCCGGCCUGCCGCCCUUUGGCAUGCCCCCUGCGCCCCCGCCACCCCCCCCACAGAACUGACGGACGCAUGGACGCCCGGGACUCUGCCCUUUGACCUGUGCCCACACGGGCACCUCAUGCCGAUCUCACCCUAUGGAGCCAGAUUCGGAGCGGGGCCGCAGACGCCCUCGGGGGCGCGGCUCCUACCUUCUCCUCCUCCUCUUCACUCUGCGGCUGGAGCGGACGAAGACUCGAGGCCCCGGUGAGAAGCGGCGGCGCCCCCAGGACUGGGGCACGGCUCCAUAUUGUGACCCCCUGACCCCUUCCGCAAGCGUCUCCCCCGGGCUCGGGGCCGGAGCCGCGGUGCCCCUGGGCUGGCACGGACCACCAGCCAGCGGUUUUGCGGGGGGCUCAGAGAAGGAGCCUAGCUUGGUGGGCUGCACCGGCCCCCACCCCUGUCCCCAACAUCUGGAUGUUCUGUGCGGUGGGGUCCUUGCCCCCCCCACCUUCUUAAUGGCUUUUUUUUGGUGUAACGAAUUAAACUGCAUUAAAGGGGAGGCGCUGCCAAUAAACACCCCUUUCUUUA